GUAGAGUCUAGUUAGCCCUGCGUGGCUCCAGUCGUGGGGAAUUCAAUGGUGUAAAAGAGAGGAGCGGGACGUUCACUAUCAGCUGACCGGUAGCCAGCAUGGGUCGGCGCUCCUCUGACAGCGAGGAUGACAGUCGGAGCCGGAGGAAAAGAAAACAGCGUCGCCGUUCUUCGUCCUCCUCGUCUUCCUCCUCCUCCGGGAGCCGGGUGAGGAGUAGCCGCAGCAGGAGAUCCACCCGUAGGAGCCGAUCUCGCUCCAAAGACAGAAGGAGAAGACGGCGUUCCAGCAGCAGUUCCUCCCAGAGUUCGUCUCGCAGGAGAAGGAGCCGAAGUGCGGACAGAGACAAAGGAAGAAGCCACCGCUCACAUAGAUCCCGCAGCCGGGAGAGAAGGUCUCAUUCUCACCACAGACGGUCCCGCAGCAGGAGCAACAGCCGCGGCCACCGAACAAGCCACAGCCGCAAAAGAAGCCGCAGCAACAGCCGGGAGCGGGACAGGAGUCGGCGCAAGGGUCGCGACCGGGACCGGGAGAAAGAUAGGGAGCGAGACCGAGGAAGAGACCGAGACAAGGACAAGAGUAAAGACAAGAAAGGGGAUUCUGGGAGUAUCAAAGACAAAUUAGAGCAUCUGACUCCAGCAGAGCAGGCGAAGGUUCGAAUGCAUUUGGUCCUACAGGCAGCAGCUAAGACAGAUGAAGUUCUGAAGGCCAAAGUAGCCAAAAGAGAAGAGGAGGCCCGAAAGAAGCUUGAAGAAGAGGGAACCUCUCUGGAGGAGCAAGUGCGAAGGAUAAAGGACAUCGAGGCCAUCGAGAGUGAUUCCUUUGUUCCUCAGGCUUUCAAAUCUUCCCGGGAUGACACAAAGUUUCUAAGAGGAGUCCUGGUCUACGCCCUGGAUAACCAUGAAGUCUACAAUCUUCCCCAUGAUUGUGUGGGCUUUAACAUGGUUGUUGCAGCUCAGAAGAAGCAGGAAUCAGAGAGCGCUCCCUCUCAGGACUACUCCCUCCCGAUGUCUAUAGUCUAUGAUGACAGCGGCACUCUCGCUCAUCCCAGUUUGUUCAUGGAUAAAGAGAGGGCUGAAGAUCUCUGGCUGAGCAGGUUGAUCUCACUGCGACAAGAACGACUGAUGGGAAGUCCUGUAGCCUGAAGGCCAACAGCGUCCAAUAAGAGCUUUUUGUUCCCAGCGUAGUUUUUAGUUCAGCUCUUCACUUCUUUUGGGACAUCACAACAAUGCCUAUCUCCACUUUUGUGAAGCUUUUUGAGGGAAUUUGUUUUUGGUCUAUUUCGUUUUUUGUUUUGCUUUUUUCUGAUGUUGAUGAUUUUGAUUUGGUGAAUUCUGUUAAUGUUAAAUGUUGUUUUUUUAACAUAGAUGUGAACUUUGACACAUUAUGUUUUAUCUUUCAAUAAAAAGUUAGUUGUGACUGAUGUGGGUACUGUAAUAAAAUUUACUGACGACUCUUUCCUUAACAAAACACUGUGGCUCUUGUUGAGUUUCUAAAGUUAAAUAAGUAUAUUUACUGCUCCAGACACAAGUUUGCAUAUUCUAAUCAUCUGCAUUACCAGAAUUGUACAUGACUUUAAUGAUUUGUUUGGAUUGUUGUCCAGGGUGGAGAGAUAAUGCAACUUUUUUUUAAAAAAUUAACAUUUGAAUUUGUUGUGGAUUUUCUCUAAUUCUAUAACAAUUGGGAUGAAAAUUUCAUUUUUAGCAGAAUUUGUUGAGAUAUGUACAUUGUUUGGUGGAAAUAAAUCCAGUAUUACAAUUA
Messenger RNA from Xiphophorus maculatus (southern platyfish), 1758 nucleotides. It is a transcript of the gene rsrc1, whose product is annotated as arginine and serine rich coiled-coil 1. The coding region runs from base 99 to 1142 and encodes 347 amino acids. Gene Ontology annotation, biological process: alternative mRNA splicing, via spliceosome. NCBI's taxonomy places the organism in Eukaryota, Metazoa, Chordata, Actinopteri, Cyprinodontiformes, Poeciliidae. The transcript is spliced from 11 exons. Gene Ontology annotation, cellular component: cytoplasm; nucleus. The record is from RefSeq and is a predicted model, not a curated record.